AUGCCACUGACGUUUUGGGCAGAGCUUAGUGGUUUAUUCGGUUGGACGUACAAUCAAAAGUUGAGCUACGUGCCUUUUGCUGGCACGAAACCUGAAGAGAAACACGAAAUAUCGCCAUCUGCGCUCUUUCUAUUUCUACACGACGACAAAACUGGAGAAAUUUUGCAAGACACUAAACAUGACAUCGCUGAGAUGCUGGACGUUAUAAAAGACAUUGACAAAGCGUCGAAAAUCACUCUAGUCGAAAUCCACCAAAGCAGCCUAUUAGGCUCAGCGACAGAUUUUUUCAAAGCAUUUCACGUUUUCAACGUCUUCAGAACGACAAGUGAAUCAGACGGAGGAGACUAUUGGUGGUCUUUAGAAAAGAACACGAAACACAUCAUCUUGCAACGAUCGCGCAAGAAAAACGACGUCAAGAACAAGUUGGAAGGCGAUGAGCGAAAGCAAGUGAAACUCAUUAAAAAAGGUUUCAAAGGAAAAGGUACAAUCAAGAAUCUGUUUGCAAUACUUUUGUCAGUAAUCAGAGUACACUACAAUCUCGGACUUUCCAAUUGUCAGUCCUUGGUCUCUUUUAUCAGCAAAGAAAUUACUGAAAUAGGAUACGAUUUCAAGGGUGUGGGCUUGUAUUCUUUUUUUCCCGAUGAGCUACGCCAUCUACGCAACCAAAACGCCAAACUUAACAGGGCACUAUGGCAGAUAAUUCAUUUAGCUAACGAUAUACCGGUAACGAAUGAGUCGUACCCUUCUAUCAUUGACGUUCAUUGGACCGAUCUUACCGAUUUGAUGCUCAAAAGUGGCAACUAUGACAUCAACGCCCUCUACGGGGGUUUCACUUCGCUCCACUUUGCGCUGCUCUUGGAUAAAUACGAAAUGGUUCGAAAUCUUCUCAAACCUCCACUCAAUGCCGAUCCAACGACUCGCGACAGCAGAUUCGGGGUGAAUGCUCUUCAUCUGGUGGCCAUUGACUAUUUCAUUCCAUCAGACAUCAUCGAUUUGCUAUUAGCUCAUCCCAAAGUCAACAUUGAUGAUGUCAACCAACGUGGACGAACGGCUCUCCAUUUCGCUGCUCGUGUAUCCAACGUCAUGGUGGUUCGGAAAUUAUUAGGAAAUGGAGCCAAUCCCAACAUUGGCGACAAUGAAGGUCUGACCCCUCUUCAUCUAGCAGCUCGUCGCGACACGAAAACAGUCAAUAUCGAUGCAAUCAUUAAAGCUCAAAAGGCCAAACAACGGCAUGUUGACGAAGAUAAAAGUCACAAUGGAUGGACUGCGCUUCAUCACGCUGCCGACUCAUCCAAUGAAAUCAUUGCCGAGCAUUUGAUCGACGUGGGCGCAGAUGUUAAUUCUCGAGACAAUGAUGGCCUCACUCCAUUUCACGUGGCUGCACUAAAGGCUAAAAAUAUGCAAAUCAUCGACUCGAUAUUAUGGAAAAUGAAGGACAUGAACCAGUACAGAAAAGACGAAAAACUUUUCUGCUGCGCCUACAGAAACGAGAAUUUACUAGGAGCCGAAAUUGUUGCUCGAUUGAAGAGAAUCGACAGUUUGAAAGAAAAUCCUCAAAGUAGGAUCGACAAAAAAUUUUUACAUCAUUCUGACCGCAGUGCUUCUGCAGUGGUGAUGAAUGGAUUUCCACAACUAGGUCGCCUUCGAAUAGAGAGCGCAAAGAAUGCACAGGAAAUUGAUACAAUCCUGAAAGAUUUCUAUAUCGACCAAAGUGAUGAAAAUGGGGAGUCUCCACUCUUUUUCGCCAUUCGCGCCAACAACGUGAUUGCUGUUGGACUUUUGCUGGAAAGAGGAGCCGAUUCCAACAGGCGCAACAACAAUGGCCUCACUCCUUUUCAAGUGGCAGCGACACAAGAAAAGGAUUUCAAAAUUCUCGACUUACUUCUGACAAACGACAAAGUUGAUAUCGAUGGCGGGGGCCAAUCUGGAUAUAGUGUCCUUCAUUGGGCAAUGGCAACAUCCAACGUGACUGCCGCUCGCUUCCUGUUGUCAAAAGGAGCCAAUCCAAAUGUUGCUGACCGAAAUGGAGCCACUCCACUCCAUGUGGCGGCCUAUUGUGCAGACACGACUGACGUUCUCGACCUGAUCCUGGAAAAAGAAAAAGUCGACAUUAAUAGACGUGACAAAAAUGGCCAAACUGCUCUUCAUUAUGCAGUAAGAGGAUACAGAGUGUAUAAUGUUGACUACUUGCUGGAAAACGGAGCCAAUCCAGCCAUUCGCGACGAGAAUGGCGACACUCCUCUUCAUCUGGCAGCAGCGGCAUUUAAUAAAAACUCGGCUAUUCUCGACUUACUUUUGGCAACCGAGAAAAAGAUUCAGAUUAACGAAAGGAACAACGCCGGAAUGACUGCGCUCCAUAUGGCA
This is a messenger RNA of Daphnia pulicaria, 2364 nucleotides long. RefSeq names its product ankyrin-1-like. The record is from RefSeq and is a predicted model, not a curated record. Gene Ontology annotation, molecular function: protein binding. Gene Ontology annotation, cellular component: cytoplasm; nucleus. Lineage: Eukaryota; Metazoa; Arthropoda; Branchiopoda; Diplostraca; Daphniidae. The annotation marks the transcript as partial. The transcript is spliced from 2 exons.